AUGCUGUGCCUAGGUUCCCAGGCGACCUCGCGCGCCCUGCAGCGACAGGUGCGACAGCAACUGUGUUAUUCGUUACGCGCUCCAGUAGUGUUGUCGGCAUGUCUCCUGCUUGCGAUGACAUGCUGCGAAUACCUUUCGGCUGCGAAACCCGCCACCGAGAUAUCUCCGAACUGCGUUCCAGGUGUAGAGACCACGUGCACGUGCGAGGAAAAUAAGUCUGGUCGUGAAGCCGCAGCGUCGAACUCCGCCACCCUCUCGCAAGCGCAGAAUGCCCUCAAACUGGAAUGCAAGCCCAACCUCCAGAUUGCGCCAGAACCACUCAAGGAUAAGGUGUGCUCUGCAGGCAGCGACGAUUUGAAAAAAGAUUGUGACGUGAAACUGAGCUCGCUCCUGGUCGGCAACCCAGACGUAAGCUGGGCAGAAGUUUCAGAACAAAGCAGGUCCCAACCGGUAUCGAAGAGACUGACUAUCCCUCCAGAGAACUUCCCACUCGUAGAUGAACAAUUCGCUGUCGGUUGCACAGAGAAUACUACGAAGAAAUGCAAAGUCACUGUGACCGUGGAGGCCAGACCGAGCGUGACACAGGGACAGACCGUGACCUGUGCGUACGGCGCCGGUAGUAACGACUUGCGUCAAGCCGUCAAGCUGAGCCCGACGCAGAACAGCUUCACUCUGGUGUGUGGAGACAAGGGAGAAGUGCUGCCGAAGAACUACAACGAGGCAUUCUGCUCUUCAGGAUUGACGGGGAAUGAGGAAACCUGCAAGGGAAGUUACACGUCUAUUCUACCUGGCUAUGAAGCGAACUGGUGGAAUAAGGAUGAUACUAAGCAUUCAGUCACCCUGUCGAUUCCUACGGACCAGUUUCCGGCGGAGGAAGCGAAGAUUGUUGUCGGAUGCCGACAGAAGGAGCAGCAGCCAUCACCCGUCGGCAAGGAAAGUCCUUUGCAUACUUUGACUCCGACUGUGUGUAUCGUCGAUGUGACGAUUGAAGCCAGUUCGUUUGCGUCUUUGUCUUCGAGGCGUGCAGAUGUGUUUGGUUUGCUCGCGGGUGCUGCAGUGAUGACGAUUUUUGCUCAGCAUGCGUGA
Besnoitia besnoiti is the source of this 1086-nucleotide messenger RNA. RefSeq names its product SAG-related sequence. Gene Ontology annotation, cellular component: membrane. The record is from RefSeq and is a predicted model, not a curated record. The coding region runs from base 1 to 1086 and encodes 361 amino acids. NCBI's taxonomy places the organism in Eukaryota, Apicomplexa, Conoidasida, Eucoccidiorida, Sarcocystidae. The transcript has a single exon.